Messenger RNA from Prunus armeniaca (apricot), 405 nucleotides. The record is from the annotation of a GenBank genome assembly. NCBI's taxonomy places the organism in Eukaryota, Viridiplantae, Streptophyta, Magnoliopsida, Rosales, Rosaceae.
AUGAGCUUGCGAUCCCUCCUUGACCUGGGUUGUCCAACCUGUAUAAAUACAGGGCUUUUCUUCACUCUUUCUCACAUCACAAACUUAACUUCUUUACCUUCUAGCUUGAGAAAGAUCUUAGGGAAUUUGUACUGCUUUGUUGAAGAGGGGAAUUGCCGUGCAUCCAAAGAGGUGGUCCAGCAUGGGUUGCAAGUUCGUGCAUGUGGUGACAAAAACUGGAGAAUUCGUGCUGGAAUCAAAUGGAGCAUGAGGCGCAUGCUGGUCUUGGAGCUACUUGGCCUGGGCUGGAGCUGGCGUGAUGCAGGGCUGGCACAUGCGCUGGGCUCAAAGAGACAAAAGGGCUGGGAUUUGGAGCAGAGGCGGAGAGGCGCUGGGCCUUGCGCGUCGUGGGCUUGCGUUGGGUAA